This is a messenger RNA of Anopheles darlingi, 1865 nucleotides long. Its product is annotated as maltase 2-like. The record is from RefSeq and is a predicted model, not a curated record. Bases 38 to 1810 code for a protein of 590 amino acids. Gene Ontology annotation, biological process: carbohydrate metabolic process. The transcript has 4 exons. Lineage: Eukaryota; Metazoa; Arthropoda; Insecta; Diptera; Culicidae.
UAGCAGUAAUUAGUAGUAACAACGGUAAGGUGCAGCAAUGAAGUUGGCAUGUGUUUGGAUCGCUUUUCUGGUGGGGUGUGUCUUGAGUGAACCCACGGUACGGGAUUGGUGGCAAAAGGCGGCCUUCUAUCAGAUUUAUCCGCGUUCGUUUAAGGAUAGUGAUGGCGACGGAAUAGGUGAUCUGAAUGGGAUUACCUCGAAACUUCCGUAUCUGAAGUCGAUCGGAGUGAAAGCGUUUUGGCUGUCGCCCGUUUACAAAUCGCCGAUGGUGGACUUUGGAUAUGAUAUAUCGGACUUUCGUGAAAUUCAGGAGGAGUACGGUACGAUGGCCGAUUUCGAGCGAUUGGUAGAGAGUGCCAGAUUGUUAGGUUUGAAGGUGAUUAUGGAUUUUGUGCCAAAUCAUUCGAGUAAUCUGCACGAUUGGUUCAUCAAAUCGGAGGGCAAAGUGGCCGGUUAUGAGGAUUACUACGUCUGGGAGGAUGGUUUGCCGAAUCCGGCCGGUGGACGAAAUCUACCUCCCAACAACUGGAUUCAAGCAUUCCGAGGAAGUGCGUGGGAAUGGAGCGACAAACGACAACAGUACUACCUGCAUCAGUUUACUGUCGAGCAGCCGGAUCUGAACUAUCGUAAUCCAAAGGUGGUGCAGGAGAUGAAGGAUAUUCUUACAUUCUGGCUGGAUAAGGGUGUAGAUGGAUUUCGAAUCGAUGCCGUUCCCACGCUGUACGAAGAUACGCAGCUACGGAAUGAGCCACUGAGUGGUCUGACGGAAGACACGCAGGAUAGCAAUUACCUGUUGCAUAUCUACACCCAAGAUUUGCCCGAAACCGUCGAGAUGGUUUACCAAUGGCGAGAGUUGGUGGAUGCGUAUCAGCAGCAGCACGGUGGGGAAACGAGAGUCAUCAUGACAGAAGCUUACUCUUCGCUGGAAGUCCUUCAAACGUACUAUCAAAGCGCCAGUGGGCGCUUAGGAUCGCACAUGCCAUUCAACUUCCGCAUAAUCACCGAACUGAACGAACAAUCGAAACCUUCGGACUAUGUGAAGGUCGUUCAAGAUUGGUUGAGCAUCGUUCCGACUGGAAAUGUCGCGAAUUGGGUGAUGGGAAAUCAUGAUCGUCCUCGGGUAGGCACUCGGAUGGGAGUGAGUCGUAUUGAUGCGUUAAAUAUGAUCCUGCUCAGCUUGUCGGGGGCUAGCGUAACGUAUCAGGGCGAAGAGAUUGGCAUGACGGAUGGAGUUAUCUCAUGGGAAGACACUGUGGAUCCCGCGGCAUGCAACGCAGGGAAGGAUUUGUAUGCCGAAAAAUCACGAGACCCUUGUAGGACGCCAUUUCAAUGGGACAGUUCAUCGAUGGCAGGUUUUACGACUGCAAAGAGCACAUGGCUUCCGGUGGGUCCACUAUACUUGGAGGUAAAUGUGCAGGUGCAGGAACAGGCCGAAAAAAGUCAUCUGAAGGUGUACAGAGCGAUGAUGGAACUAAGGAAGACGAAAACCUACCAAUUCGGAUCCGUAAAAGCUGUAGCGUUAAGCGAUACCGUGCUGGCCGUGGUACGAGAGUUACAGCACCAUAAUAUUUACAUUACGCUGACCAAUCUUGGCGAUAAAAUAGAGGUGAUAAAUGCCCUGGCACUUGCCGAAACUCUCCCGAGCAAGCUCCGCUUCGAGGCCGUCAGCGUGGGAUCACAUAACAUUCGAGGUGGAACGGUGGCCACGAAGGACAUUGUGCUGCUGCCCAAUGAGGCGUUCGUAUUGAAAGGAUACCUUGCACCGGUAGAAAAAUUGUACUCCUCUAUCUGCGAUCUAUGGCUGAGUUAAGUGUACUAUCCCUGAAUAAACAUUUAUCAACAAAGUUCCUUUAGCAAGUGACGCA